Messenger RNA from Cricetulus griseus (Chinese hamster), 2759 nucleotides. The record is from RefSeq and is a predicted model, not a curated record. Lineage: Eukaryota; Metazoa; Chordata; Mammalia; Rodentia; Cricetidae.
GGGGCCCAUCGCUUGGGCUCGGCUAUCUGGGAACGUUCUCUUGCGCCGAACGAGACGAUCUGGGACCUGAGGUUGUGCUUCGGGACGCGGCCCCCCGAGCCCGACAGCUGGCGGAAGUGAGGCUGCGGGGGAAUGGCAGCGGCGGCGACCAUGGCGGCGGCGGCCCGCGAGCUGGUGUUGCGCGCCGGGGCCUCGGACCUGGAGGAGGAGGAGGGCCCGCUGGGGGGUGUUUCUGGUCUCCAAGAGCCCCUGCAACUUGGGGAGUUGGAUAUCACCUCUGAUGAAUUCAUCCUGGAUGAAGUGGAUGUUCACAUUCAGGCAAAUCUGGAGGAUGAGUUAGUGAAGGAAGCCCUCAAAACGGGUGUGGAUCUGCGACACUAUUCCAAGCAGGUGGAGCUGGAGCUGCAGCAUAUUGAGCAGAAAUCCAUCCGGGACUACAUCCAAGAGAGUGAAAACAUAGCGUCCCUGCACAAUCAGAUCACAGCCUGCGACGCUGUCCUGGAGCGCAUGGAGCAGAUGCUGGGAGCUUUUCAGAGCGACCUGAGCUCCAUCAGCUCUGAGAUCCGGACCCUUCAGGAGCAGUCAGGAGCCAUGAACAUCCGUCUUCGUAAUCGACAAGCUGUUCGGGGGAAGCUUGGGGAACUUGUAGAUGGGCUGGUGGUGCCCUCUACUCUGGUCACAGCCAUUCUGGAAGCUCCAGUGACAGAGCCCAGGUUUCUGGAACAGCUCGUGUACGCGGAAGUUGCUGAGAAAGACGAUCUGAUGGGUGUGGAAGACACAGCAAAGAAAGAUAUCCUGGACCAGGGAGCCUCGUGUCAGGCUCACCUCCCUCAAGCGGUGACGAAGAUCCGAGAGUUCAUCCUCCAGAAGAUUUAUUCAUUCAGAAAGCCGAUGACCAACUAUCAGAUCCCCCAGACGGCCCUGCUGAAGUACAGGUUCUUCUAUCAGUUCCUGUUGGGCAACGAGCGAGCAACAGCCAAGGAGAUCAGGGAUGAGUACGUGGAGACGCUGAGCAAGAUCUACCUGUCUUACUUCCGCUCCUAUCUGGGGCGGCUCAUGAAAGUGCAGUACGAGGAAGUUGCUGAGAAGGACGAUCUGAUGGGUGUGGAAGACACAGCAAAGAAAGGAUUCUUCUCGAAGCCGUCCCUCCGAAGCAGGAACACCAUCUUCACCCUGGGCACCCGUGGUGCGGUCAUCUCCCCCACCGAACUGGAGGCCCCCAUCCUGGUGCCCCAUACUGCCCAGCGUGGGGAGCAGAGGUAUCCGUUUGAAGCUCUCUUCCGCAGCCAGCACUACGCGCUCCUUGACAAUUCCUGCCGGGAGUAUCUUUUCAUCUGUGAAUUUUUUGUUGUGUCUGGCCCAGCUGCACAUGACCUGUUCCAUGCUGUCAUGGGCCGCACGCUCGCCAUGACUCUGAAACACCUGGAGUCCUACCUGGCCGACUGCUAUGACGCCAUUGCUGUUUUUCUCUGUAUCCACAUUGUCCUCCGAUUCCGCAGCAUUGCAUCGAAGAGGGAUGUCCCUGCUCUGGACAGGUACUGGGAGCAGGUGUUGGCCUUGCUGUGGCCUCGGUUUGAGCUGAUCCUGGAGAUGAACGUCCAGAGUGUCCGCACCACCGACCCCCAGCGCCUCGGAGGACUGGACACGCGGCCCCACUAUAUCACGCGCCGCUAUGCCGAGUUCUCGUCUGCCCUUGUCAGCAUCAACCAGACCAUCCCCAAUGAGCGCACCCUGCAGCUGCUGGGGCAGCUCCAGGUGGAGGUGGAGAACUUUGUCCUCCGAGUGGCUGCGGAGUUCUCCUCCAGGAAGGAGCAGCUCGUGUUUCUGAUCAACAACUACGACAUGAUGCUGGGUGUGCUGAUGGAGCGGGCUGCUGACGACAGCAAAGAGGUGGAGAGUUUCCAGCAGCUGCUCAAUGCGCGGACACAGGAAUUCAUUGAAGAGUUGCUGUCUCCCCCCUUCGGGGGUCUGGUGGCGUUUGUGAAGGAGGCUGAGGCUUUGAUUGAGCGUGGACAGGCUGAGCGACUUCGAGGGGAAGAAGCCAGAGUCACUCAGCUGAUCCGUGGCUUUGGUGGUUCCUGGAAGGCGUCGGUGGAGUCUCUGAGUCAGGAUGUAAUGCGGAGUUUCACCAACUUUCGAAACGGAACCAGCAUCAUCCAGGGGGCGCUGACCCAGCUGAUCCAGCUCUACCAUCGCUUCCACCGAGUGCUGGCACAGCCGCAGCUGCGGGCACUGCCAGCCAGGGCCGAGCUCAUCAACAUUCAUCACCUCAUGGUGGAGCUCAAGAAGCACAAGCCCAACUUCUGACUCUGUCUCCAGGGCUGACAGCUCCCGAGGACUCUGCAGUCACCCAACACUGGGACCUGCCGGCUUCCACGGGCUCUGCAUGUCACACACUGUCACCCGGGUCCCCUUCCCUUCUUGUUGUCUCUGAGGCUUCCACAGUCCUCCUCCGGCCUCCAUUGCAGGACUCAGCCUCAAGAGAGUGUGCCCAAGGCCAGGUCUUCCUGGACCUCUGAGGUGACUUUGUGACUUUCCCAUCCCUGUCACCGCCACCCUGUUGGUUCACACCUGUGAGAGCCCCCACUGCUUCAUCUCUGACUGAGUCUCAACUCUUAGAAGAGCGGUGGAGGCGGCCUCCACUCUCCUGUCGCUUGGUGGUCUGCGGUCUCCACUUGAACACUAACCCAUCACCUCACUCUGUCUGUCUGUCUGUCUGUCUAUCUGUAGGCAAUAACAAGACUUAAUGUGCUGUGACA